ACUAGGAUUUAUGAAGAAACUGAAAGAAAUUCGUAAACUGCUGACCUCUAAACCAUCAUACCCAACUUCAGAAUCAUCCAUUUCAAGAAAGUUGACUAUAGUUCUAGAAGAAUUUGAACCAAUUAUAUUUGAGAGACUGGUACGUUAUAUACACUGUGGCAUGGUAUCAGUCGACGUGUUUUCUGUUGUUGGAUUGUUGAAUGCUGCAGAAAAGUUCGAGUUGGAAUGUCUGAAGAAUGCAUGCUGGGAGUUUGCUGUUAGCUGCAUCCGUCCUGAACUUGUUCACGAUCUUAUUGCCUCAGCGAACGAGUACUCCAAUUGUAAAUUGACAAAUGAUCUUUUCAAAGAGAUUCAAGAAAUAUCACUGAAUCGACCUGAGUUGCUAUUCUGUACACCAAGAUCACGAUCAAACAGCUUCCGGGACGGUAAUGACUGCAGACCGAAAAGUAUAACCACAAACGGACUAUUAAUGAGAUCUGUCUUGUAAAUCUAAGACAAUGUAUUUUGUAAUUGUAUAUAAUUAUUUGAUAUUGUUAU
This is a messenger RNA of Mytilus trossulus (common blue mussel), 537 nucleotides long. Its product is annotated as serine-enriched protein-like. Bases 11 to 487 code for a protein of 158 amino acids. The record is from RefSeq and is a predicted model, not a curated record. The transcript is spliced from 3 exons. Lineage: Eukaryota; Metazoa; Mollusca; Bivalvia; Mytilida; Mytilidae. Gene Ontology annotation, molecular function: protein binding.